AAUGAGUUCUUGAAUACUCUGCAAUUUGUUGAGAUCUUACAUCUUUGAGAUUCAAAAUUGUGUUGACAAAAUAUUUAUCCUCUUAAUUGAAAUUGACUCUCUGAAGUUUAGGUGGAUGCUUGAAUAUUUAUGUGGCAAAAACCCCUGAUGUACUUAUGAGUAACAUGGUAAGUGGUGAAGGAUAACAAUAUAAGAAACUACGUAAAUCCUUAUUUUACCCUUUUCUAUCUUUCCACUGGUUUACUUUGUGAGAUUUACUAUGUCAGCUGUAGGGACAUUCCAAUGGAAGUUAUUCAAAUUACUCAUGACCACGUAUUCCCAGAAUUACCAAGAGAACUAAUGGUGAUGUAAACAAUUGUUGCAAUAUCAUUUCCUUAUAAGGACUUAGGAAGCUGGUAAUUGGUUCUAUGAUCUUGUUUUGAGUUCAGGGUGUGAUUUAACGGGAAAAUUAUUUUCUCUUCCCAGUUACCAUGAUUUUGGUAGAUAUAGUCUCCUGGUCAGUUUUGUUUUUUGUCAUAACCCAUUGUGCCACUGUGUAGAGAGGAUGUCUGGUAUGUGUAGAGCAGCACCUUUCAAAAUAUUUCUUGUUUUUAUUGAAACCCUGCUUCAAACAAAAUAUUCUAAGUCCAAUAUAUAAGGAUAAAACAGCUUGAUUCUGGGUGAGGUGUGGGGUGGAAGUGGGAAUCGGUGUACAGUGCUGUCCCUUGGUUACCCCACUCAUGCAUAAACCAUUUUCUGUUGAAUCCCUUAGACUCUUGACAGCACAAUUUGAAAAACCACCACUAAGAGAUAAAGGUUGCUAGAUUAGGAAUCCAAAGACCUGAACUACAGUCCAGUCCUGCUAUUAGCGAGCUCUAUUACUGAACUUCUCUGGGUCCCAAUUUCUACAUAUAUGAAAUAAGAAGAUGGAACUAGGUCUCUUUCAGCUAAAAAGUUAAGGGAACCAAUAGCAACUAUAUGUAAAUCACAAUAUUUAUGUGUUGUAGGAUUUUUCUAUCUGAAAAAUAAAAUGCUCAGUGAAGGGUAAAAUUUGCUUGCUACUUCAGAGUUCUAAGUAUUGGGAGAAUUUUUUUUUUAACCUUAAAUAUAUGAGUUCUGAGAAAAAUGCAAUAUAUAUGCAAAAUAUAAAAUUGUCUUGUACUAAGCAAUUUUCAAUAUUUUUUUCUCAGCCCAUUUCAAAUAACCAAUGCUUGAAUCAGUGAUAUUUCACUGAUUCACUCAACAAACAGGUGCUAAGCUAGGAAUUAAGGGUAGAAAAGAUGGCUAAAGAAUGGACACUACUCUAAGUAUCUAUACUUCCUCUUCCUCUCCCUCCACCCCCAUCCCUUAUUACAAUAAGUAACAUGUUAACAAUACGUUCUAUUCAGUGAAACCUUGUUGAUUGUAUGUGAUGCUACACGACGGGAAUGAUAGUGCAAAGGGACAUUUAAAAACUAAAUGAAAAGGGAAGUGACCCUUAGAACUGAAUAUUUAAAAACAAGUAUAUUGUCUUGAAGCAGAACCGCUUUGAUGUAAUUGAUCUCUGGUCAACUUGAGCAAAGAUUAUCAGAUUAUUUAGUUUUAUAAAGUAUAAAAAUCUUUGCUUUCUUGAUAAGGGGAUUAUCUUAAAUAUAAGGAUGAUUCCGUUGUCUAGAGGGAGACAGCCUCACUGAAGCCGCCCAGACCACCUGAAUGAUUCUGUAUUACCAGUGAUUUCUUGACUGGAUUGAGGCUAAGAAAGGGAAAAGUUGAAUGAAGAUGCCUAAAGAGGCCUUUGGGGAUUUAGAAGGGAAUUGUGAAAGACCCAUUCCCUCUAGAUUUAAACACCAAUUCCUUUACUGUGAUAAAAGCAACAGCCUUUGGGCACAUCUCUUUGUUAUUCACAUGGUAGAUCUCUCCCAGCUCAACCUACAAAUGCACGCCAUUCACUCUGAAAGACCAUGACUUUCCCCAAGGUGGAACUGACGCCCACCCCUUACUCUACACAUGGCACCACUUCCCAUAGACCCACUCAACUGUUGACUCCUGCUCAAGGCCCAUCAUCACCACCCAUCCCAGCACCAUCUUCCAGGAACUGGCCUCUCCCCACUUGUCCCCGCCCCUCUCUUGAGAGCACCCAAUGGGUGGAGUCGGGGCCGCGGUGGGAGGGGCCUGAGGCGGGCCCAUUUAAAGAAAGGCAGAGGGCGAAAGAAGGCAAAAGAGAAGAAAGAGAAACCAGGGGGGCGAGGCGCCGUCCAAUGACAAAGCCCAGGGGUGGGCGCCGGCCGCCAUCUUGUACCGGGCGGCAGGAUAUUCACCCGCGUCCUCCGCCCUCAGAGGGGGAGGGGCGGCAGCGGAGGCGAGAAAAGUAGGGAGAGACGCGCCGCCGCCGCGGAGCCGGACGCGGGCGGGGGCGGCGGCGGUGGGACCCGGCGAGCGCGGACUGCCCCGAGUGGCCUCCGAUGCGGCGCGGCGUGAAGAGGCGGCGGCGCCGGCCCCUGGCGGCUCCGGCCACGGCCGGCCGGGGCGGCAGCUUUAGGGCGGGAGGAGGGGCCGGACUGGAGGCGCGGGAGGAGAAGGUGGUGUACUCCCGGUCGCAACUGUCGCUGGCCGACAGCACCAAGGCGCUGGGCGACGCCUUCAAGCUGUUCAUGCCCCGCAGCACGGAGUUCAUGAGCUCGGACGCGGAGCUCUGGAGUUUCCUCUGCAGCCUCAAGCACCAGUUCUCCCCGCACAUCCUGCGCAGCAAGGACGUCUACGGCUACUCCUCCUGCCGAGCCCUGGUCCCCGACCCCCCGCCGCCCCCCACCGCCCGCGGCCAGAAGCGCAGGCUGGCCCCGGGCGCGGCGGCCAGGAGGAGGCGCCGCGGAGCCCCGGCGGCCACCGCCCGCAGGAGGAAGCCCCCGCCGUCGCCGGCCCCCGAGGAGAGCUGCCCGGCCAAGCCCGUGGCCCCGGGGCCCUGCUUCGGGGGCCGUACCCUGGAGGAGAUCUGGAGGGCAGCCACCCCGACGCUGACCACCUUCCCCACCAUCCGCGUCGGCAGCGACGUGUGGGGCGAGCGCAGCCUGGCGGCGGCGCGGCGCCGAGCACGGCAGGUCCUGCGAGUGAACCUGGAACCCGUGGUGAGGCUCCGCCGCUUCCCCGUGCCCCGGGCGUGAGACGCGACCCUAAGGGCGCCUCCUGCUGGCCGCGCCCGACCCGCCGAGGGAAGGCCUCCCGACAUGCACCGCCCCCUCCGACGGCGCCGCGGCGGCCCACCU
This is a messenger RNA of Loxodonta africana (African savanna elephant), 3218 nucleotides long. It is a transcript of the gene CCDC71L, whose product is annotated as coiled-coil domain containing 71 like. Lineage: Eukaryota; Metazoa; Chordata; Mammalia; Proboscidea; Elephantidae. The record is from RefSeq and is a predicted model, not a curated record. Bases 2421 to 3116 code for a protein of 231 amino acids. The transcript has a single exon.